This is a messenger RNA of Cladocopium goreaui, 6552 nucleotides long. Lineage: Eukaryota; Dinophyceae; Suessiales; Symbiodiniaceae. The record is from the annotation of a GenBank genome assembly.
AUGCCAAGCGGUUUGCAGUCUGUGGGUCAGUUUGAGUCACCUGCUAGUGAAAGGGGUCGUCCUGCUGAGCCCAGCGGUGUGGAGAACCAUGUGGAAGCUGCCGUGGAGCCAGAGAGGAUCCAGGCAGAAACAGAGAAUGGUGACUCUGCUGGUGCGAGGCGUUCUGAGAGAGCUUGGAGGCGAAGAGGACAUGCUGCGGAUCGGUCGGUGAGGGCUGAUCUUGGAACUGAUGGAAAAGUGGAGAUGAAUGGAAAAGAGUUAGAGAAAGAGUUGGGUGACCAGGUUCUUCAGCACGUUCAACAUGAAACAGCUAGGCUUCAGCAACAGAAUGAUGAGCUUCAACGAGAACUUCAAAAAAUGAGGGAAGAAAGGGAUCGUCAUGUUGCUUUAGCAGUACCGCCGUCAUGGGUGCCGAAGUCACCUCCACGCAUGACCCCAUCUAUGGAAUCACAUGGAGCAUGGGUAUCACCUGUGUCUUUCCAUUGCACACCAAAUGGCACACGUGUUCCGCCGGGACCACCACCACCAGAUCCACCUGCUUUGCCUGUUUGGCCUCCGGAGAUCAGCAGUGUUGAGCCCAGUGUGGAACCUCCCAGAAAGAUCCGAGGUGUGAUGGGUGGGAAUGGAAAUCGGAGCAGUGAUGUCUGCUCACCAAGAGCGGCUAGGAAUCUUUGGCUUGAAAGAGAAGUAGCAGCACUGCAAGAGAAGUUGGAUCAAGAAGCCUUGAAAAACAAACAGUUGUCUGGGUAUUGGUCCACCAUGAGAUACACUGCCAUGAACAUGCUGCAUGCUAGCCCGAUCACCAAGAAAUACACCACCAUGAACAUUCUGCAUGCAAGCCCGAUCACCAUGAAAUACAUCACCAUGAACAUGCUGCAAGCUAGCCCGAUCUGGUUGAUAAAGAUCACCAAGCGCAUGCUCAGUGCCAGCCCGAUCACCAUGAAAUAUGCCGUGAUGGCGAGCCGCUUCACUAGACAUCCAACGAUCGGUCAUGCCAGCUUGACGUUGGUGCCGAGCAUGAGCAUGGAGAUGUAUAUGCACGAGGUCGGGCUAGCACUGUGCAUGGGCAUGGAGAUGUAUAUGCACGAGGUCGGGCUAGCACUGAGCAAGAGCUUGCAGUUGCUUGAAGGAGUUUGCACUCAAGAUCGGGCUGGGCGUCAGCGUAGCAUGUCACGAGGAGAUCGAGAUGUGGUCGAAGAUGGUGAUCUGAAAGCGAUUCCAAUCACUCUACCUCUCUUGCCUUCACCGGAAGGACGCGAUUCAAGUUUGGAAGCUGGAGAUUGGCUGAUCCAACUUGCACCACUGGUUGGAGACUUAUCCAAAAAUGCUGCGUCUUGGUGGAGGAGAGUCAUGCAGGCGACCACGGACAAGUACUCUGAGUGGCUCUAUGCCGACCCAUUGGAAACGGUUGCUGCUCUACGUCUAUGGAAGCGAAAGGCAAGCAGAGCUGCUGAGUUGUGCACUCAGCUUCCGGAUCCAUUGCUGAUGAUCCGAACACUGGAUGGAAUCUCCAAACCGAUCGUCAACGGAUCGACUCAGGCAAGUUUUCGCAUUGCCACGUUCAGGAUGAACCACAACCUGGACGUGAGACCAUCCAUAGAGAACCGUUGGCUUUUCUAUGAUCUGCUGUUGGCGGAGGCGGAGAAUGCUGUGCACUCAACCUCUACUGCAAUUGUUAGUGAAUGCAAGACCCCAGCAAAACCAUCAGUGAAAGCGCUGCAGUCACCAUCUACGGCAAAGUCCAGCGAAUCGUCCACCCCAUCAACAUGGCCAUGCAAAUUUUGGUUGACGGAUGGAGGAUGUCGUCAAGGACAAAGGUGUCGGUGGCCACACUCAUGGGACAAUGUGAGCGACAAGAACUCACGAUGUUGGCUUUGCAGCUCCACGCAACAUCUACAACAAGAUUGCCCUACGAAAGCACAGGCACGUGCACCUGUGGGGGGAGAUGGAGGUCAAGAUGGUGGACAAGAUGUUGGAGGUGGAAAAGAAAAGAAAGAUGCCAAAGGGAAAGGAAAACACAAGGGUAGCAAAGGCAAAGGAGAAGGCAAGGUGGGGGUCAAAGAGAACACCCAGUCAGAAAUCAAAAAAGAAGAUGGAAACAAGACCACUGGCAAUGCCAAUGAGGAGAACAAGGGUGUUGGAGGUGGUACGAAAAAUGCGGGUGCAUCAGGUACAACUGCUACAAGCGAGAAACCGGAAGGAGCUGGAGGUGGAACAUCAGAAGAGCUGCUACAAGAAGCAACCAAGCUCCUGAAGUCUUUGCAUCUACCCAGCGUGAAAUCCAUAAGCCUUCAAGAAGUUGGUGAUGUCAAUCAGAACCAGGAAGGAAAAAUGUUGUUGGACAGAGGCGCGACCCACGCACUGAGAAGGGCAGCAUCAUGGUUGGAGUGGGAGGAGGCCAGUGUGCCUUUGGCUAGAACAGCAAUGGUCAGAGCGAUCUUGCAACAGCCGGAGCUGGUGACGAAGUUCCCCAAUUUGGACCCGACUGUACUUCUUAUGGUUCUGCUGAAACAAGAAUAUCCAGAUCUUCCUGACAGCAUCUGCCGCAAGAUUGUUCCAUCAACUAAAGAAGUUCAAGGAGAUCAACUGCCGUGGAAUAGAAGGCAAAGGCGUCAAAUCCUGAGAGCUCGGCGAGUGGUGGUUCAUCUCUACAGUGGUCCAGAUCAAAAGACAUGGAAGAAAUUAGAGGAUGCUCACACUGUGGUUAUCUGCGUUGACAAGUUGAUCAACCCCAAGAUGGACAUGAUGAAUGACCAAGUGAUGCUCUUCUUGAUGAAAUUAGCUAUGAAGGGGUCGCUUCAUGGCCUGAUUGGGGGCCCACCAUGCAGGUCAGUUUCGGCCUGCAGAUAUGCUGAGGAUGGAGGUCCCAAACCUGUGAGAAGCGAAGCUGAACCAUAUGGUCUUUCAACCUUGUCUCCUGCGCAAUUGGAAAAAGUUGAAGAGGAUGUCACGUUGCUCUUCCGUAUGAUGUUGCUGUACUCCAUUGCAGAGCACUACAAGGUGGGAUGGUGUGAGAAGGUGUUGUUCGCGCUCGAACAGCCUCAGGAUCCAAGAGAAUAUCGUUCCAAUCAAGAUGUGCAGCGGCAUGGAUACAUGAGCAUCUGGAGAAUGGCAGCUUGGAAAAGUUUUGCUGCUAAGUAUGGGCUUCGUCACACCUGUUUUGAACAGGGAGCGUAUGGACAUGUAAAGCCAAAGCCCACCACUGUUGCACACAACAUAGAUGGCUUGGAUGAACUUCAGGGGGCACAAGCCCCGAGAACAAGUGUGGAAAGUAAGCGACAGGAGAAAACGUUGGAGGAGCGUAUGGCAGAAUCAUCAACGUGGGCUACAUGGGCUCCGGGGUUGAAAGCUGCGAUGAUUGAGGGGAUGAGGAGAGAGUUUGCAAAGGACGAAGAUGGCUGUCGCCAGCUUGGGGCACCGGGCAAUGGGAGGAGGCAACGUGGGACUCUGAGACCGGUGGCACGAAAGCCCAACGAUUACAGCCGCAAUUGUCAUGCAGCACCACCAGAGGAUGCUCCGCUACCAUCCCUAGAUGAGGUGAUCGAAGAGGAUGUAGAAGAUGGUGAACUUCCUCGCUUUGAAGAGGGUGAUGAGGUAGGUCAUGACACAGUGGAUGAGGAUGCGAUGAAUGCAGCACAAGCGCCUUACAACAGCUGGAUGAAGUUGGUGGAGGAAUGCAAACAGGUGAAAGUCAAAACUCUUACGUUCUCAGAGGUUAUCCACUCACGAGAGACUGCUGAUGUCAUGGAAGGUGGCUAUUGCGUGCAGUUGGAGGAUGGCAAGUUCCUAGCGUCGUCUGAUGUGGUGGUGGAACAAUUGGAACCGGGGGAGGUGCCAGUUCAGGAGUUAGUGGUGCAAGAACGAUUGCAAGUAGCUGAAGAUCACCAAUUUGCUGAUGUGCCUCGACGAAGAUUGAGGUACAAACAAGCGGUGCCGCAACUGGCUCGACUGGAGUUGGCAUCCAACUCGGGGGAGGAAGAGCGACAUGGACUGGGUGAAGGUGACAAGUUGGAAGUGAAAAGAUUGAUGAAAAUGCAUCAUGAAACUGCAAAAGUUUUGAGUGAAGAAUGUGUUCUCAUGGACGAAAUGGACAUCAAUCAGGUCCAUCGAGAAUGGGAACAGUGGAAACCAGCUAUGAUGGCAGAAUACAACUCCAUCGUUCAGGAAAAGAAGGCAGUGAGACAGGUCUCUCGAGCUGAAGCAGUGAUAGCUAUGACCAUACCGGGCAUCUAUGUCAAGUUGGGAGCUGCAACGGCACAAGAAGUUUGGCUGGUGGAUGCAGCAAUGUAUGGCCUUACCAGUAGCCCUCGAGAUUGGUCUGAUCAUCGAGAUAAGGUGAUUCCGGCCAUGGCAUGGCAGCGAAAAGAGGGAUCUGCAACUUGGGUUGGUGGUUUUCGUCGAGCAGCAGAUCAGCACUUGUGGCAUCUUCGAGAAGAGUGCGUGGAAACGGGGGAGCGUGUCAACCGGGGCCUGAUGGCCAUCUAUGUUGAUGAUGUGCUUUUAGCUGCAGGAGACAAAGUUGCCCCUUGCGCUCUGGAUGCUAUAGCUGCGGUAUGGGAAUGUGCCAAGCCUGAGAAAGCCUGCUUGGAUCAAUCAGUGACGUUUUGCGGUUUUGAAGUUCAAAAGAAUCAGCUAGAACAUGGAGGAGGAUUUCGCUUGCAUCAAGCGAGCUAUGAGGAAGAGCUCCUGAAAAAGUGGAGUGUUCACUCCUCUGCCAUGCAGCUGCAAUUCAAGCUACCUACACCGGAAGAGGAGGCGGAAAUGCAGAAGUCUGAAAGUCCUGAUGAAGUACGUCAAGCCCAGGCAUGCACUGGUGCCUUGCUUUGGUUAGCAACUCGAACAAGGCCGGAGUUGUCAGUUGGAGCAGCUUCAAUGUCAAGGUUAUGCACAAAGUCACCUGGGACGACGCUCCACAUUGGGAAGAAAAUCAUGGAGUACCUCAAGAGACCGACUUUGGGUCUGAUCUAUGGUGCCACUUGUGGACCAGAAUAUGGGGAUCGUCAACAACUGAGCUUGCCAAGGUGUCAACCUACUGUGGAGGCCUUCUCUGACAUCUCCUACGCUUCAACAAAAGGGUAUCGGUCAGUGCAGGGUCAGGUGUAUUUCUACGCUGGAGCACCUAUCAUUUGGAGUUCAAGUAGGCAAAGUUUUCCAACACAAUCUACUGCAGAGAGCGAAUUGGUGGGUCUUUGCGAAGCAUUAGUUGGAGGUAGAGCAACAGCAGCAUUGGUAGCGUCGGUGAGAGAUGAAAAGGAGGAGGAUCUUCGCAAAAGAUUGUGGGGAGACAAUUCUGCUGCAAUCAGUUUAGCUACAGGAGAGGGUCAAGGAAGUUGGCGCACGAGACAUUUGAGAAUCCGAGCUUCGAUUUUGCGUGCGGCACUUCAUCAAGGAGAAUGGCAGUUAGGUCAUCUCAACGGCAAAGAGUUAGUUGCGGACUCUUUCACAAAGGUGGUUGAUGGACAAGCGUUUGAACGUGCUCUACAAGAUCUCUGCGUGGGCACAACCAAAUCCAAAAACUUGGGCGAGGGUGGAGUUCGAAGCGACAUGAUCAAUGCCAAGAUCGCUAUGCUGGUGGGCUCCACACUACUUUCAACAGCAAAAGCAUCGGAUGGUAUGGAGAAAGAUGAUGAUAUGUUCUGGCUUUGGACUUGCGGUCUGAUCCUGAUGUGCGUGGGUGCAGUCUACGUGUGCAGCAAGGCGUACCGAAGUGGCGUUCGGUUGUACAAGAGACUCAGUGGGGCAUCGGGUGACCACUCUGGUCCCAAGGUCAAAGAACAUGGAACAGAACCUCAACUGAAGAUGCUGAGGCUGAGUAGUAGCGAAGAAGAGAGCGAUGAAGGAGACCAGUUGCCGAAGCGGAAAAAGAAGAAGAACAAGAACAAAAGGGCGAGUGGAGAGGAUGAUGAUGCAGCUGUGGAGAGGGCGUGGCAAUCAAUGUUGCAAACAACAUCCAAUCUUUAUGGCGCAUCUUCAUCUCGGCAGUCACGGCCACAGUCGGGCUCAAGCAGCGCUGUGGUGGAUGAUUCAUACAGAAUGCGGCCACAGUCGGGCUCAAGCAGCGCUGUGGUGGAUGAUUCAUACAGAAUGCGGCCACAGUCGGGCUCAAGCAGCGCUGUGGUGGAUGAUUCAUACAGAAUGCGGCCACAGUCGGGCUCAAGCAGCGCUGUGGUGGAUGAUUCAUACAGAAUGCGGCCACAGUCGGGCUCAAGCAGCGCUGUGGUGGAUGAUUCAUACAGAAUGCGGCCACAGUCGGGCUCAAGCAGCGCUGUGGUGGAUGAUUCAUACAGAAUGCGGCCACAGUCGGGCUCAAGCAGCGCUGUGGUGGAAGAUUCAUGCAGAAUGCGGCCACCUUCGGGCUCUAGCGGCGCUGUGGUGGAUGAGUCACGCAGAAUGAGGCCACCAUCGGGCUUUAGCAAGGCGGCUGCUGAGAAAGUCUCACCCCAAAAUCCAUGGAAUGAAUUUCAACAGGAAAUGUCAGGGCGGGGAUGGACUCAAGAUAAAGUCCGGGCAGAGUACUGGAAAUUCAAGUCGACUGGCAAAAAGCCAGUAUGA